Molecule: messenger RNA, 1375 nt
Organism: Hibiscus syriacus
Lineage: Eukaryota; Viridiplantae; Streptophyta; Magnoliopsida; Malvales; Malvaceae
Product: protein SAWADEE HOMEODOMAIN HOMOLOG 2-like
Exons: 9
Coding region: 147-1283 (378 amino acids)
Molecular function (GO): chromatin binding; DNA binding
Source: RefSeq, a predicted model, not a curated record
GAACCUUUGGUAAAGACAAAAUCUUGUCCCUCAACUCAACCCUCUAUAAUUACGUUAUCUAAGCUCAAACCCAAAGCAUUAAUCCAAAUUUGAUCUUUCAACAAAUACAAGACAAAAAAAGCCCGCGCAGUAGACUGGUGGAAUAGAUGGGUCGGCCUCCGACUAAUGGCGGCCCCGCCUUUCGUUUCACCCAAACUGAGGUUGCGGAGAUGGAGACUACUCUCCAAGAGCACCAUAAUCAGAUGCCUGCUCGAGAGAUCCUUUUAAGUCUUGCGGAUAAGUUCAGUGAGUCAGCAGAUAGGAAAGGGAAGAUUAUUGUGCAAUUUAAGCAAAUAUGGAAUUGGUUCCAGAACAGGCGCUAUGCAAUAAGGGCAAAAUCAAGCAAAGAUCCACUUCCCGGGAAGUUAAACAUUACAUCUAUGCAUCGGGAUGAUUCCAAUCCCAUGAGAAAUGUGCCUGAGCCUGUUGCUGCUCCCAUGCCUUCCCAUAUUACGGCUCCAAUGGCUGCUUCUACAGUUCCAGGUGUUGGAAGGCACGUGUCAGAUUCUUAUAUGGAGUUUGAAGCUAAAUCUUCAAGGGAUGGUGCGUGGUAUGAUGUUGCAACCUUUGUGGCCCAUAGAUAUUUGGAUACAGGCGAUCCGGAAGUAAAAGUUCGGAUUGCUGGUUUUGGACCAGAGGAGGAUGAGUGGGUUAACAUUCGCAAGCAUGUCAGGCAGCGGUCCCUCCCAUGUGAAGCAUCUGAGUGUGUUGCAGUCCUUCCCGGGGAUCUUGUACUGUGUUUUCAGGAAGGUAAAGAUCAGGCUCUUUACUUUGAUGCCCAUGUCCUCGAUGCACAAAGGCGGAGGCAUGACAUACGAGGUUGUCGUUGUAGAUUUCUGGUGCGCUACGAUCAUGAUCAGUCAGAGGAAAUUGUACCUCUGAAGAAGAUCUGCCGUCGGCCAGAAACUGAUUACAGAUUGCAGCAACUGCAUGCCGCAAGUAACUUGACAUUCCAAAAUCAACACAAAAGUAGCACUGAUCAUUCUGCUGCUCCUGCACCAAAGGCUAUCGGUUCAUCAUCGGAAGCAAUGCAGAAGAAGCCAAAUCUAGAUCAACCCAGAACAGCCCCGGAUUCACAUAUUAAUGUUUUUGUAGCUGCACAACAUACAAAUCAAGAAUCUAAGGUUCCAGGAACAAUGACUACUAAUGUGACUGAUCCUGGAAUUUCCCUCAUCGACAAUGCUGUGGCUGCUGCUGCCAUUAGCACCAGUGUUGGUCAAAACACGCAGGAAGCGAAGUUAUAAGUGGUUCGAUUUCAGAGACUGACGUACAAUGGGACAAAGGUCCCUUAGGAUAAUAUUAUGUAAUUAGCAAAAUUCGAGUUUUUCAUGAAUGA